CCCGGCUCCUCUUUCCCUGCCCAGGCGGGUGAAAGAGGCCGAAGCGGUGCUGGGCGCGCUCCCCCUUCCUCUCCCUUCCCGCCACCUCCCCGGUCCUCUCGCGCUGCGCGGUCUCUCCGACUCCAGACUGUCCCGGCCCGGAUAUGGCUCGUGGACAGCAGAAGAUUCAAUCUCAGCAGAAAAAUGCCAAAAAGCAAGCUGGACAAAAGAAGAAACAAGGACAUGAUCAAAAGGCUGCUGCCAAAGCUGCCUUAAUAUAUACCUGCACUGUCUGUAGGACACAAAUGCCAGACCCUAAGACCUUCAAGCAGCACUUUGAAAGCAAGCAUCCUAAGACUCCACUUCCUCCAGAAUUGGCUGAUGUUCAGGCAUAAAAUUGUUUAUGGGUGAAUUCAUGACACCUUUGAUUCUUCUACUGUCUCAGACCUUAGGUAACAAACCUGCAGCUGCUUUUCUAACAAACUGUUGAUCAGCAAAAAUAAAGGGGCUACAGAAACUCAUUUCUAUGCUGUUCCCAUUUGGGUUUCAUGCAAAGACAAUUCUGUGUAAAUGUACAGUUGACUCUGAUUUGGAAUUCUGAAAAUCAGUCCAUCCUUGUUAUAAAAAUUUUUUUAUAAUUGUAAUUAUAUUGAUGUUCAUAUUGUGUAAAAUAACUCAUUUAAUAAAAUAGUACUUUGAUUUUACAACAUCA
Molecule: messenger RNA, 691 nt
Organism: Erinaceus europaeus (western European hedgehog)
Lineage: Eukaryota; Metazoa; Chordata; Mammalia; Eulipotyphla; Erinaceidae
Gene: ZNF706
Product: zinc finger protein 706
Exons: 4
Coding region: 144-374 (76 amino acids)
Source: RefSeq, a predicted model, not a curated record